AUGCCGGGAGACUACAAUAGUCACGUUGUCAUGGUACCAGCUACCCUAAACACUGCUUCCUUGUGGGACGUUACCUUAGCAACUACCCUAUUGCUCUGCAGCAUUAUCGGUGUCCCUGGCAACAUUCUAGCCCUCAAAUAUUUCCUCUCAAAAGGAAGCAGGGAUCUGGCCACCAUGCUCUACAUAGCUAUCACCCUGGUGGAUAUUGUUACCUGUCUCAGUCACUUCCCUAUCACAGUCUCCCUUCUCAACUCUAGAAAUCCUGUGCUAUUUGACAGUAUUAUUGUUUGUGCAGGUUGGACACUUCUGUUCAAGUUCCUGCAGAGAAUCUCCAUCUUCCUGGUGAUGUUGUUGAGUGUGUCCCGGUCUAUAGCAAUAGCUAUACCCUUCAUGAAACUACACAGGAUAGCAGCAAUAUCCGCUCUCAUCAUCUACUCUAUUCUUUUGGUUGUUAUUGAUAUAGUUCAUCAGGAUCUCUCCAGCUUCAGGUACGUCUCACUAGGCCCCUUCUGCACCGACUCCCCACUGCACGGUAAGAAAGCAAACUACAGCACCUGGGUGACCACAGUGAAGACGUUAACAACUCUGGAGCUGGGUCUCCCCAGUAUUAUCACCUUCUUCAGUUUCCUAGUGUGUGCGGUGAAACUGGCAAAGCACUGUCCCGACUUUAUCCAGAAGAGGAGGAACAGGAGAGCCAGUGUAACUGUGGCCGUCUUUACUGGACUCUUCCUUUUUUGUAACCUACCCUUCUUCACUCUCAUGGUGCUGAACAUACUGACGCGAGCACUAAACUACAAGUACCCAGAACCAUUCUUCAAAGGAGCGUUUAUGUCACAGUACUCCUGGCUCAUUGCCAAGAUAGUACUGACAGUGAUGAACGCAGCUCUGAAUCCAGUAGUUUACUACCACCGCAUCACAGAGUAUAGAGUGUGGCUGCUCAACCAGGGACUCAGCUCUCAGACUCCUUCCAGCAGUAUGGAGAGGGAGAGGAGCGAAAAUAACCGCUGUAAUCCUGUGUCAGAGGGGAACCAGCUCACCAACACCACUCAGAUAGAACUAGUCAUGCUGCUCCCAGUACUAGAUAAACUCGGUUUCACUGAUAAGACUCAAACUACAGCCGAGGUGACUUUGUGAACAGUGCUGACUUGAGUUUCCAUGGUGAACAGUGAUGACUUGUGUUACCAUGGUAACAGUGCUGAUUUGUGUUACCAUGGUAACAGUGCUGAUUUGUGAUACCAUGGUAACAGUGCUGACUUGAGUUUCCAUGGUAACAGUGCUGACUUGAGUUACCAUGGUAAUAGUGCUGAUUUGUGAUACCAUGGUAACAGUGCUGACUUGAGUUUCCAUGGUAACAGUGCUGACUUGAGUUACCAUGGUAACAGUGCUGAUUUGUGAUACCAUGGUAACAGUGCUGACUUGAGUUUCCAUGGUAACAGUGCUGACUUGAGUUUCCAUGGUAACAGAGCUGACUUGAGUUUCCAUGGUAACAGUCCUGACUUGAGUUACCAUGGUAACAGUCCUGACUUGAGUUACCAUGGUAACAGUGCUGAUUCAUUUUGUCUCCAACCAGAGAAUUGUGGAAUAUACCGGCACUGUUAUUAUGAUAAAAGCACUAAUACCAUGCAGCACACGUCAUGGUAUACAAAAGACAGUGCCGAGUGAACACGUGAACACGUGAUACCGAGUGAACACGUGAUACCGAGUGAACACGUGAUACCGAGUGAACACGAGUGAACAUGUGAUACCGAUUGAACACGUGAUACCGAGUGAACACGUGAUCACUGCGUGAUGUCAGAUGUUUCAGAAGUUUCAGACAUUCUCGUGACUCCUAAGAUACAAAUCAAAUAUUUGCUAUUUCUAGAACUUGAUACCUCUCAUUGACGUCAAAUGGAAAAUAUAUGUUUCGUAGCAAGUUCUUGGUUUGUGGCAACUUACCAGUGAGGCUGGUGCGUAACACGUGACUUGUAGAAAUCAGGAGAUCUGUACAGAGUGACACAAAAGUCCAGCUUUCGGCUACGUGACUUUGAACAAAAAUUAUUUGAUCACGUAAGAAGUAAAGAAGGUGUUUUCUGGAAUCAUUAUUCUAUUUUUACUCUUGCAUCAUUCUGCAAACCCCGAUAAAUCGUGAACAAAUAUCCAUUCACCUUUUAGCUUCUCAUAUUCGAACUAAUUUUGUGAUGCUUAUCUUGAAUUUAAACCUGAAAUAUUUUUCCGAACAUAGUGUGCCUUCCCGGGUCUGAUAAAGUUUUUUAAUCUUAUAAUUGUUCAUUUAAUUUGGAAUUAUUAUGAUAUAGUGUGGAUAAAAAUUGAAAUCUGAUAGUAGUUGUAAAGUUAUAACAACAAAAACAAGUUGAUAUUUUAGCUAAAUCAGAUAAAUGAAUAAUGUAAUGAAUAAAGAGACGAGGUUUUAAAUAUUUUCAGAAGUUCACACUAUUUGCUAAGUUUUCCAUGUUUCAAAGGAAUGUGAUUUUUAUAAAGGACUUAUAUCUGCGAUAAUUUUAACACUAACAGCUGCUGAAGAUAAUUCACACUUCAAAUUUUUCAUUCACUUAGGUAUAUUUUCAAAAGUGAAAGUGAAAUUUUGUUUUUGGGAACAUAGUGUUCACUUUAGUGUUGUAAUAAGAUCCACAAAUAGAAUUUCGUCCCGUAAAUUACAUUACCUUACAUUACGCUGUGGAGAGCUAGGGAGUAUCUCUGUUAAUAUACACUUUGUUGCUCGGUGUUUUGAAUGAAUUAGUAAAGUUCCUUUCAGAGGUUAGAGUUCAUUAUAUGAUAUCAUGACUUAAAGUGCUCAACAUCAGUUUUACAUUCUUUACCGAUUCAUUUCAUUUUUCUGUAUUUUGCGAUUAAAAAUUUUGUGUUAAAUAAUAGAAUUAAUAUGAUUAAUAGUGUCCGAAAAUCUUAAUGCCGUUAAGGUAUUACAGACAGAGAUAAUUGCUGUAUUUGUGCAAUGGUAUAGUAUACUGCUAUUAUUAUUACUACUACUACUACUACUACUACUACUACUACUACUACUACUACUACUACUGCUACUACUACUACUACUACUACUACUACUACUACUACUACUACUACUACUACUACUACUACUACUACUACUACUGCUACUACUACUACUACUACUACUACUACUACUAUUACUACUACUACUACCAUAUUCGUAGGUUAUUGUGCUAUAUACUAUAAUUAUAAAGCUCUCAUCUAAUUUAGAUUGUGUUUAAUUAUUACAUUAAAUGAUUAUUUGUAUG
Messenger RNA from Bolinopsis microptera, 3248 nucleotides. Its product is annotated as mas-related G-protein coupled receptor member A7-like. The transcript is spliced from 4 exons. Bases 1 to 1134 code for a protein of 377 amino acids. Gene Ontology annotation, molecular function: G protein-coupled receptor activity; peptide binding. Lineage: Eukaryota; Metazoa; Ctenophora; Tentaculata; Lobata; Bolinopsidae. Gene Ontology annotation, biological process: G protein-coupled receptor signaling pathway. The record is from RefSeq and is a predicted model, not a curated record. Gene Ontology annotation, cellular component: plasma membrane; neuron projection.